GAGACCCGGCCGGCGUGUGACGUAGACACCACCACGGCGGCGCUCCGUGCGUCGUCUCCAUGGCGGCGGCGGAUGCGGGGACUGACAGAUCUGACUGAGGCUGCUCCCGCGUCGCCUUGCUGUAAGCCCCGACCCCCGUGCGUCGGAGGUACAUUAGCGCGGGUGGUGUGGAAUCGGAGACUUCCACCUCGGUGUCCCUCCGCGGUCCUACUGCGCAAGUCUACCCCUCAAGCCCGGAGUGUCUCUACACACAGGAUGUACCGUAGGGAACAGCCUGUCCCGCUCCGGUCCUGCCCAGCGGCCCUGUGCAACAAUCUCAGCGUGCUGCCGUUGCCAGCCCCGGGGCUGACCCAGUUUGCAUUGGUCCAUGGGCCCAGCGUCCAGCUCCUCAGUGCAACCCCCGAUGGCCUUCCUGUGUCCCAGCGCCAGCUGCAAGCUAAAGAGGGGACUGGGCUGAGCUAUCCUCUCAUCACCCAGGCCUACUGGUGUGUGCUGCCUUUCCGGGUGUUACUAGUGUUGACUUCACAGAGGGGCAUACAGAUAUAUGAGUCAGAUGGAUCUGUCAUGGUCUACUGGCAUGCCCUGGACUCUGGUCAUGCCCCACCAGUGGAUGACCCUCCUAUCUCAGCACAGUCCCUGUUUGCCCGAGGAAUUGCUGCCAGUGGACACUACAUCUGUGUGGGGACGUGCUCUGGCCGGGUCCUGGUGUUUGAUGUCCCAGCCAAAGGACCCAACAUUGUGCUGAGUGAGGAAUUGGAUGAGCACCAGGUGCCAGUGACGGACAUUGCAGCUGAGCCUGCUCAGGGCCAGGACUGUGUAGCUGAUGUGGUGACAGCUGAUGACUCGGGCCUUCUGUGUGUCUGGAAGUCAGGGCCAGAAUUUAAGCUGCUGACCCGAAUCUCAGGCUUUGAGACUCCCUGCCCCUCAAUCCAGUUGUGGCAAGGCACUAUAGCUGCUGGUUAUGGGGACGGGCAGAUCCGCAUCUUCGAAGCCAGCUCAGGGGCCCUGCAUGUCCAGAUCAAUGCUCAUGGCCGUGCUAUCUGCGCCCUUGACUUGGCACCUGAGGCGGGCAAGCUGCUCUCUGGGGCUGAAGACUCCUUUGUGCAUAUCUGGAAGCUAAGCAGAAAUCCAGACAGUGGCUGCAUUGAGGUGGAACACUGCUAUGGAGAAUGUGUGACCGACACACAGGUGUACGGAGCCCGAUUCUGUGACCCCCAGGGCUCUUCCUUUGCUGUGAUUGGCUAUGACCUGGCAGAGAUCCUGAGAUACAGCUGUGUGUGAGGAAAGGGGGCAUCUGAGAGAGGAGGAGGAGGCAGCGCUGCCCAACAUCAGCUGGGAGGUGGGAAGAGGGAGCCAACCUCCUUGUGUUGGCAGCCUUCCCCUCCCAUUUGACAUUUGUGAACCAGUAACUCCCACUGUUGUAUAUAAAGAUGUGAUG
This is a messenger RNA of Dromiciops gliroides (monito del monte), 1438 nucleotides long. RefSeq names its product WD repeat domain 54 (gene WDR54). Gene Ontology annotation, biological process: sperm axoneme assembly; cilium-dependent cell motility; cilium assembly. Gene Ontology annotation, molecular function: protein binding. Bases 73 to 1281 code for a protein of 402 amino acids. NCBI's taxonomy places the organism in Eukaryota, Metazoa, Chordata, Mammalia, Microbiotheria, Microbiotheriidae. The transcript is spliced from 11 exons. The record is from RefSeq and is a predicted model, not a curated record.